AGUAUAUUGCUUUCAUCUGCUAAGACAUAGGUUGGGAGUUCAGCUAGCACAGGGGUGUCAAGCUGCCAGCCUGCGGGCCGGAUGCAUCAUAGCAAAACCGUGCCCACCCCAUUGUUGGCAAUGUAAAAAAAGUUGCAAUACGUCAUGACACAUCAUGUGACAUUGCGAGUUUGACACCCCUGAGCUAGUGGUUGUACAGUGGGUCUGGGGAUUUCACAUUACAGAAUCUCAACAACCCUGUAGUUGUUUCUUUAACAAGAUCCCUGCAGAGCUCUGUCCUCUUGCUGUUUUCUUCCAUGGAAACCAAAGCUCACAGCACUGACAUUCUUACCCAGUUUCACACCACCUUUAUAUUCUCUUCUCUUUUCUUUUCUGGGCAAUGAAUGAAACAGAGGUUCAGUUGUGCAAGAUGUUCCUCUCCACUGAACACCUCCAUGGUAGCAAGAAAUACUCGUUUCUGUUUCACCAUUUACUUCAGAUAGAAAUCCAAAUCCUCUUUCCUGACCAUUUCUACCAUCUCUUGAUGCUUUGCCUCCAUGUUGGAGAGCUCUAAUGAUUUUGGUUUUUUGGCAGUUCGUUUAAUUUGAUCAUCCAGCAAGCAAUCUCAGACUGCUGAGAUUCAACGAAGUGAGACUAAAUCUUUCAAAUGAGCCAUGGACACAGAACCGGAGAACAGCACCAACUUUGCGGGAUUCAUUCUCCUGGGUUUCUCCACCUCACCAGAGUUCAAGGGACUUCUCUUCCCCUUCUUCCUCUGCAUGUACCUGCUUAGCUUACUGGGAAACCUCUUGAUCCUGCUGCUGAUCUUCUUCAAUAGCGACCUUUUUCACGCCCCCAUGUAUUUCUUCCUCAGUCAUCUAUCAUUGGCUGACCUGGGAUUCAGUUCUAAUGCUGUACCCAAGAUGUUGCAAAUCUUGGUCUCCCAGAAAAACACCAUAUCCUAUAGUGGAUGCCUCAGUCAAAUGUAUUUCUUUGUGGUCUUUUGUACCAGUGAUAACUUUCUCCUUGCCUCCAUGGCAUAUGACCGCUAUGUGGCUAUCUGCCGACCACUUCAUUAUUCUAUAAUCAUGAGCUAUAAGCGUUGCUUGAUUUUGGCUGCUGUGUCUUGGCUCCUCUCUUUUUCUCAAGGCCUAUUAUAUGUAUUUACAAUAGCUAAUUUUUCUUUCUGUGGCUCUCGGGAGAUCCCCCAUUUCUUCUGUGACCUCCAUCCUUUACUCAAACUUUCCUGCUCAGACACCUCUUCUGCUGAAGCACUGCUCAUGAUUGAAGGUACUGCAACCAUGUUUGGGCCCAUUAUGCUCAUUCUUCUCUCCUAUAUAUUGAUUAUGUUCAGGGUGUUGAAAGUUCCUUCAGCUUCUGGGAAGUACAAAGCCUUCUCCACUUGCACUGCACACAUCACUACUGUUGCCUUGUUCUAUGGGACUCUGAUGUGCACCUACAUCCGCCCAUCCUCCACAUAUUCUGGCUCUAGGUUGAAAGUGGCUUCAAUAUUUUACACUGUGGUGAUCCCUAUGCUCAAUCCUUUCAUAUACAGCCUGAGGAAUAGUGGGAUUCAUGGGGCCAUGAGGAAAUUUCUAAGGGUUUGGGUGCAGAAGAGGGGAAUCAGAGCAGAACUGAGAGUGCCACAUAAUAAACCUGGAGCCAGUUUGGAAAACAAUGGCUGACAGUAAAAUGAUAUAUAAUGUUCUUUAACCUUCAUAACAUUCCAUACUAUUUAUUAUGUCCUGUGUGUAAAGUUAUCUUCCAAGAUUGUGUGCCAUUAUAAAACUCUAAAAGUUCAGCUGCAUGGCCCUAAUAUAAUUUAUGUACAUAUGGGUUACUUCUAUGCAUUUCACCAGCAUUACUCUUUUAGAUUUAAAUGGAUUAAUCACAUAAAUAACCAUGAGUGUAGAAAUAAGCUACCAUUAUAUUUUGAAGCCCCAGGAAGAAGGUUUGAGUAAUAUUUAAAACAAGAUUUGAUUAAGAGUGCAUUUUUCUUUUUUUAAUGGACAUAUUUGACGUAUUAAUAAAUUUGUCAUAUUUCCACCCAGAUCUUUGGUGCUGUUCCCAUGCUAUUAUCUAUGCUGGGCAGCUUAGCCAAUUUAUUUUUAGCUCUGCCACAACAUUAGAUAAAUCAGAAAUAGUGGAGCUUUGCAACAUUUUUGAUGUGGCUCGCAUCUACUUUGUUGUCCCUUUUGCCCUCUGGGCUUAAGAUGCCAUGGCUCCUGUCCACUUGCCUGCUUAAAAUGUGAAGAGGGUGGUUUCACACCUUCUCUCUACAGUUAUCAGUUUUUCUAUUCAUGCAAAGUGGAAAUGUAAUGGUAUGUGAGGGCUUUCUGGCUCCUGGCUUUUCCAUGCCCCCAGCUGGAGAAUGAUGCAGUGAGACAAUUGCAGGGUGCUGAUCUGUGAAGAUUUAAAGCUUUAUGGAGCCAUAUUUAUUUUUUGCCAAAGGAGCAGAAAUUCACCUAUUAAUAAUGAGCACCAUAAACAGGCAUAGCUGCAAGAUAACAAAUAGGAAAUAAUUCUCUUCAUUCUUCUGAUAUAUCAGCUUGGAAAAUGAAGCCUGAUUGGGAAAUAAAAUAAUUUCGUAAAAUACUUCAUCAUACCAAACUGGCUUCUUAUUCAUCAUGCCUGAGAUUAAUUUUGAAGGUAUUGAUCCAGAGUCAAGUUCUUCUUUGGCAUGUUCUCCAUCACAACUGAGAUUAUUACAUUUCCAGAUAUGGGAAUUUUGUCAUUUAUUUGGAAAUGUAAUGAUCUUUAUAAGGCAUUUUAUAUUUACACUUACAUAUUCAGGUACAUAUUCUAGUAUGUCUGGGACUGUCUACUUCAGGUAGAAUUUGCACAUAUUACAUGAUCAAAUCGAGAGCAAAUGCUCCUGACCCCCCAUUCUGAAAGUGUUUGAAUGAUAUGCACAUGGAUAAUUCUCCUCCCAAACUACUUGCUCUUUAUAUCUGAUGUUCCCUAACCCUGAUGGCAUUUUGCAAAACUUUGGACUUCAAAAAUAAUUCAAUAAUUCAUUGGAGAUGAAGUGAAAUUAGGCUAAGCUUGAACUUUUGGACACAUAAUGUAAAAGGUAAAGAAAAUUCUGGAGAAGACAUCGAUCUCAGAAAAAUUGCAGGCAACUGAAUUGAAAGAGACCCCAACAGAUGAAGUGAUUAGAUAUUAUUUAUCACUGACAUUGUACAAAAGACUAGAGCUACAGGACCCUGGACAGCUCCAUUCCUUUUGCUGAACCGGAGAACCUGCCCAUAGAUCUAGAAUUAUUUUUUUAAUUACUUUCUCCCCGUUAUUUUUCUGCUGAAAGCUAUCAAGGGCUGUACACAACAAACAAAAGCAAAUUACAAAAACAAGAGAAAUAGCUCUAAGAAAAAAAAAUUGAAAAGAAAAUGGAGGAUAAAGGGACAAGGAGAGAUUGAUCUUUGCAUAACAAAAUUUUCAAAAAAGAAACACAAUUUUUUUUAAAAAGCCCUUGUCCAUCUCAAUAAUGUCCAUACCCAUUGCAGAAUCUCAUAACAUUGAAUGUUCUUGCUUUGACACAUAUCUUAUUUUAACUUUGAUCAAAUAAGCAACUUUAUAUUCCUUAUUUUUACUCUGAAAAUUUUAAUCUUUAAAAUUC
Molecule: messenger RNA, 3595 nt
Organism: Crotalus tigris (Tiger rattlesnake)
Lineage: Eukaryota; Metazoa; Chordata; Lepidosauria; Squamata; Viperidae
Product: olfactory receptor 1G1-like
Exons: 3
Coding region: 654-1664 (336 amino acids)
Biological process (GO): G protein-coupled receptor signaling pathway
Cellular component (GO): membrane
Molecular function (GO): G protein-coupled receptor activity; olfactory receptor activity
Source: RefSeq, a predicted model, not a curated record